Messenger RNA from Rotaria sordida, 3228 nucleotides. The record is from the annotation of a GenBank genome assembly. Lineage: Eukaryota; Metazoa; Rotifera; Eurotatoria; Philodinida; Philodinidae.
AUGACUGUUGCUGGAGGUCAUGGAAAAGGCAGUGCCACCAAUCAACUCUACUGUCCUUAUGGUCUCUUCGUUGAUGAUGAUCAAACGAUUGCCAUCGCUGACUGCAACAAUCAUCGUAUCAUCCAAUGGAAGAUAGGCGAUACGAAUGGACAAGUAGUAGCUGGUGGUAAUGGUUAUGGAAAUCGAUUGGAUCAAUUGAAUUAUCCAAGCGAUGUAUUCAUUGACAAAAAGACGGAUAGUCUCAUUAUUUGUUGUUGGGACAAUCGACGAGUUGUACGAUGGUCUCGUCGUAGUGGUACAACUCAAGAAGAAAUCCUCAUUGACAACAUCAGGAGUUGGGGAUUGGCCAUGGAUGAUCAGAGAUAUUUCUACAUCUCUGACACUGACAAACAUGAAGUAAGACGAUAUCAAAUAGGAGACAAGAAUGGAACUAUUGUAGCUGGUGGCAAUGGCAAAGGUGCUGGUCUCAAUCAACUCAACUAUCCGACCUACAUCUUUGUUGCUCAACAACAGACUGUCUACGUGUCAGAUAGCAACAAUGAUCGUGUAAUGAAAUGGAAUAAAGGUGCAAAAGAAGGAAUUGUCGUCGCUGGAGGUCAAGGCGAAGGGAAUGCUCUGACACAAUUGUCGUCUCCUUACGGAUUGUUCGUCGAUACAUUGGAUACCAUCUAUGUGGCAGACUCGAUGAAUAAUCGAGUGAUGCGUUGGCCUAAAGGAGCGAAACAGGGCACUGUCAUUGUGGGUGGAAUUCACCAGUUGAGUGUUCCUAUCGGUUUGUCCUUCGAUCGACAUCGCAAUCUCUAUGUCGUCGAUUCUGGGAAUCAUCGUGUUCAACGCUUUUCAUUCGAAUAGACUCGUCGUGAUAGAUUUUUUUUGCGUUCCUUUCGUUUCAAAUAAAUCACAUUGAAUUCAUGAAAUCAAUGUCUAUUCUAUUCGCGUGGGCGCGACCAGGAACCAUCCUGGUGGAGCCGUGGCGAGCGUAACGCUCAUGCACGCACAGGACAGACUCAUAUCAUUCAUAUCCUUCCCGCGAGAGAUAUGUCAAUGAGUCUGAAUAAGCCUGGUCGUGUGCCACGGACACCAAGACAGUUCCUGGCCGGGCUUUUAGGGACUGCCCGGAAGUCCUGUAAAUAAGAAGAACCUAACCUCAACGAACAUAACUCACCCACUCUCUACUAACACUCACUUUUCUUAGUCUCACCCUAACCCCUGAAUCUCACUACCUAUUCUCAUCUCAAAAAAAAAAAUUACUUACCGUGUCUGAUGUUGAUGACACGAUGAUAUUGAUAGCUGAAAGAAACAAAAACAAAUUUAGUCAAUGUUAUUUAAUGAAAUAGCAUGAGAUGACUUACCCUAAUGUUAUCUUUUUCUUCAUUAUUUAUUCCCUAAAAUAAUAAAAAAAUAAUAAAAAGAUCAAAGGAGGCCUUACCCCACCAUCCUUAUGAUCGUAAAAUAAAAAAAAAUAAAAAAAAAGUAAAACUAAUACCUACAUUUUAUUUUAUUGUCUGGCUUGUUGUUGAAUUGAUUAAUUUUGCAUCAUCGAGGCCAAUCUAAAACAGAAAAAGAAAAAUGAUUAUUAUUUGAUUCAAAAAUUUGAAUGAUUUUACAUAGAAAAUCAUUCGCAUAUAUACCUUGAAAAAUCAUUUUUUUCUCUCGUCAAAAAUGGUAUACAUAUUUAAUUGUACAUGUUGAUCACUGAUCGUCAAUGAUAACAACAUGAACAAUAACUUAUGGACGAGAGAAGGACAAAAAAGAAAAAGAAAAUUUCUCUCUUCACAUAUAUUUCUUUUUUCUUUCCAUUCUCUCUUGUUAACAUUAACAUAUAUAAUGAUUUAUUUAUGAAUUUGUUUUUAGAUUGUAUCUCAUUUGGAAUGAAAAUGAAAUUGUUUUGUUUAUUUUUAUUAAUGGUAAUCAAUAACAACAUUUAUAUAUAAUUAUUUUAUUUGUUAUGACAAAAUACAAAAUAUAUUACAUCAGACGAACUAUUACUUAAGUAGACAUACUUAAUGUUAAAAAAGUUGAUUCAAUUUCAUAGACUGUCCAAAAAAAACAAAACAAUGGAAGUUUUUAAACACUUAAAUUUUUACAAUAAUAUUCUUUUUGGACGAACAUAUCUAAAUAUCAACAAAAUUUUAGAUCAAAAUAAUCCAUUACAAAAAUUUGAAAAAAUCUUUCUUUGCUAGGUGGAUUUAGCACAAUAGAAAAGAAUGAAACAAGAUAUAUUCUUCUUUUGAAUAAAAAUUUAUUUAUAUCAACAUACCUAUUCUAUACAUAUCAAGAUCAACAAUUUGGUAUUCAUGUACAAGUAUGUAUUAAUCAAUAAAGAAAAAAGAUUAAAAAAUGUAUAUAUAAUAAUGUAUUUAGUGAUUUCGAGAAUUUUAUGUUUAGUGAAUAAUGUUGAUAAAUCCAUGUGUACAAUUAAUUUAACUAAUAAUUAAACAACAACAUCGUCAGAUUUCUUCAUUAUUAUUAUUUUCACCGUCAACAUAUGAUUAAUACUAUACCGAAUUCGGAAACAUUUUAAUAUUAAUAAAAAUGAGUAUGUAUUAGAUGACAAUAUUGUUAUAAAGAACAAAAUAUUAACAUAUAUAAUUAGUAUUUAAUUGGAAUGGAAUAUAAGAGAAAUCGAAUGAAAUUUAAUAUUAAUUUUACAAUGUUAUUAAAUAUUAUUCAUGUAAGAUAAUUAUUCAAUGAAAUAUUUUUUACUAGUUAAAAAAAAAUUAUAGCGUCUGUUGAGUUACUUGUGAAAAUAUUCUGUUGUUAAUAGACUCGACCAAUGUUAUUAUCGCAAAAACUAUAUUUGCAAAAAAAAACAUCAUAAAAUGAUUAAGUAUCAACAGACUCGAUAUUUUUCUAAGAUUUUUACUCGUCAUAUACUUAAGAAAAAAAUCUAUGUGUACUUUUUCUAUAAACAUUAUUUGAUUGUUCGAUACGAUAGCAAAGUCUGAAUACGAACUCGCUUCUCAGCAAUUAAACAAUAGUUUUGAAAAAGAAAGCAUAAAUUUUUUUCUACUUGUUGUUUAUCAGUCGAAUAAAACCAUUAGAAAAAAGUUAUCGAGUUUAACGAGAUUUAAUGUUUUUGAUGUAUUUCAGUUUUCGUAGACUAUAAUGAAAUUCUUCUCGUACUAAAGCACGGUUGUCAGAUCGAAAUGUUUUAACCAAAAUCCGAAAAAAUUCGGAUUUUUUUAUAUUCUACUUCGGAAAAAGUUCGGAAAGCAGUUGUUUUAC